Messenger RNA from Lindgomyces ingoldianus, 851 nucleotides. RefSeq lists its product as uncharacterized. The record is from RefSeq and is a predicted model, not a curated record. Lineage: Eukaryota; Fungi; Ascomycota; Dothideomycetes; Pleosporales; Lindgomycetaceae. The transcript has a single exon. The coding region runs from base 139 to 714 and encodes 191 amino acids.
CGCAGAAAUUUGUGUCUUCGCACCAACUUGUAAAGUCACUUGCUUUCAAUCACAAACACCACUGUCGCUUCUGGGAAUACUAAAACAACGUCCCGCGAUACCUUAAUUCGCAAUUUAGUCGAGACUGACCUAUAUAUAAUGCAUUUCAACACGAACGCUCUUGUUUCCAUCUUUGCGGCGGCCUCCUUUGCAACCGCGAAACCACUCGCAAAACGAGCUGAUCUUCAGCCUUGGCAGCUCCAAUACGUAUACUCGUUCUCUCCCUCGGGCCGACCAGGAAGUUAUCCCUGGCUGAGAAUCGUCGCCAACGUGACGGAUCCAAAUGAGCUUGACCUCGGUACCAACUCCAACAACACCGAAGUAAUUCUCCCAGCUGGCGGCCAAGCAUUAAACUGCGAGGCCAAAUGGCUACCCCCAAAUACCCCUUCCAAUCACUUCUGGCCGUGUGAUGCCGCCGGGGAUGGGUACUGGACCAUGGAAGUGGUUGCCCCCAGUGAUGGGAAAGGAUUGUCGACGGAGGACUUUGAUUUGAAGUUCACUAGGGUAGCACAGACGAUUAGCUUGGGGAGCUCAUUUACGAAGAAGUAUGCCGGCCAGGCAAAUUUCAAGGUUGGUGGGAAUAUGAGGGGAUCGUGUGGCGGGAGUGGAGUAUGUUCUUGGGGUUUAAAAGGGGAGAAUACCCCGUAUCCGAUCCAGCAGACGGAGAUCUCGUAAAAAGGUCAUUUCAAAUGACGAGGCCAAAACUUGUGCAUUGAAUAGGUAGGGGGGCAUGGAAUACGUUUGCCAAUCUGAUAAACGAGCUUGCCGUAGAAAAUUGAUAAUUCUGUGAAAAUUUAAUCUCAUAAAGUCUG